Priapulus caudatus is the source of this 1003-nucleotide messenger RNA. Its product is annotated as prisilkin-39-like. The record is from RefSeq and is a predicted model, not a curated record. The coding region runs from base 75 to 737 and encodes 220 amino acids. NCBI's taxonomy places the organism in Eukaryota, Metazoa, Priapulida, Priapulimorpha, Priapulimorphida, Priapulidae. The transcript is spliced from 5 exons.
CCAUCUUCACUGCAGCAGCCAGCAUCCACAGUUUCCACUGAAUCCGGCUUCGAGUCUUCGCUCCAACUAGAACUAUGAAGGCAUACGCAUGUAUCGUUAUGGUAGCAGUCCUGGCCACCGCAAUGGCUGAAUGGUCGCCGUCUCUUUCGUCCGGGCAUAAUGGCGCAGGCUACGGUCGCCGUACCAGUUACAACUACGGACUGGGUAAUGCUCGUGUCGGUUACGGAACUCCAAGUUACGGAACAAGCACUUACGGUUCCUCGGGUUAUGGAGCUAGCAGCUACGGAGUUCCAAGCUACGGAGCAACCAGCUACGGAUCCCCAAGCUACGGAGCAACCAGCUACGGAAGAUUACACACGCUACGGAGCAACCAGCUACGGAUCCCGCACGCUCACGGAGGCAACCAACCGCUACGGAUCCGACGCUACGGGAGCAACCAGCUACGGCUCCACCUAGCGGAGAACCUAAGCUACGGAGCAACCAGCUACGGAUCACCUAGCUACGGUACCAGGAGUUACGGUUCCCCAAGCUACGGUACAAGCACCUAUGGUUCCCCAAGCUACGGUACAACCAGCUACGGGUCCCCAAGCUACGGCAGCAACAGCUACGGUGUUAGGAGUUACGGAUCACCUAGCUACGGCAGCAGCAGCUACGGAACUGCAGGUUACGGCACACGUGGGCAUGGCGUCGGAUCCCGCACCACGUACGGAUACAGGCCUAGCACAUACAACCACUAAGGUGCACGACCGACUUCUGAUGACCAACGAACUAACGAAUGCAAUCAUUUUUCUUUUCGAUGCGUAAAUUGAGUCGUUGACUCGAAAGACUUUCGUUAAUAAUCUAUUACUUCAUUAGAGUAAUUAGCCACCGGUCAGCAAAAUGAAACGUGUAAGGACAUGCAUGCAAAUACUUCUUGUUUGUGUGACUCUAGAAGUGGGGUCAUACCAUAACGCCUAUUCUCAGACUGUUGAAAAUAUACUAUUAAUUUUGUCACACAUAAACA